AAAUUUCAGGAACCGGAAUGUUCCCUGGGUUAAUUCGACGAAUAUAUCAUCUUCGAUUCCUAAGAAUUAACACGAGGUACCAGAAUUUAGUGACAGGAGAAACGAGAAUAGUACCAGUCCCCAAGACAGUACUGCCCGAUGAUUAUACUGUCGCAAGUGCUGAUGAUACCGAUGUACCUCGACAUCGUAAGAAAGUAAUAAGUCGUGCAUUGGAGGUUUAUCUCAAUGAUACUGGAAAGCGAAAUAAAAUUAUGGCCCGAGAAAAAGCAGAAUUCGAGCUUGGGAAACGAUAUUUGGCCAAUAUGAUGGGACUGGAACCGAGUAGCAUCACCCAGGAUGAUAUUGAAAAGGCAGUGGAGUAUCUCUUUCCAUCUGGUCUAACAAACAAGUUGGCAUUACCGGUAAUGAAGCCGCCCGAAGAAAUUUUACCAGUGUUGCGUCAGAUUGCAUUUGAUGAUGAAGGCCGCCCAAAGGAUUUACUAUUUUUUACACUUGCGCCCAAGUUUUACCGACUUCUCUCGACUGUUGGUGCAAAGACGGAAGCAUUAUUGUGUCAUCAACAGAAACAGGAAGUGGCCACAGAGGAUGAUCGGAAAACACAUAAAAUGGAAUUAUUGGGUACGGAAUGGAUUAGUCAACAAAUGCUUUGUAAUAAAAUGGAAGAGAGAAUUACGGAUGAAAUGUAUGCACAUCUUAUCAUUUCGCUAGAUUACAUGAUUUCCCUUCCUGGUGCUCAUAAGGAGCAGGACUUCAUUCUCGAAUACAGAAAAUCUGUGGCUGUUGGAGCUAAGGACGUUAUUUUUGGUACAAAAAUACCACCCGUUCAGUUAGUGGAAGGUACCAAUCGACGAAUGGCGAAAGUGGAAGUUCGCUUGAAAGCAUCGUUUGCUGAAGUCGAAGUACAAGACAAAGGAAAUGGCGAAUAUACGGUAGACGGAUAUGGCCUCGAUGUAUUUCGAUCUUUACAAGCUAGGGAAAUAUUCUUGGCACCACUGAUAGUGACAGAUUUGCUGGGAAAACUGGAUAUCAGAGGUAAAAUUACAGAUGGUCCCGGCGGUGCUUCUGUCAUACCUAGAAUCAUACGACAUGGUGCUUCAUUAUGUAUUGCUGCGCUAUUUCCUGAACAUUUCGACAAGCUCCGUAUUGCUGGUCUACUGACAUCUGAUCCAAGAAAGCGUGAACGAUACAAGAUCAACCAAAAGGGUGCUCGAGCCAAAUGGAUUUGGAAAAAGCGGUAAUCAAAUGGACGUGUUUUCGAAUAUAUAACUGCAAGUGAAGAUAAUUGGAACAACCUUCUGGCAUUAUUUGAUGAAGCUUUCGAAAGUUUUCAUUUUAAUGAUUAAAGAAAACUUUAGUUAAGGGAGUAAGAGAGGUUAUGAGAGGGGUUGCAGAUUGAGCUUCUGAUUAGGUGGGUUAGAUGGGAAAGAGAUGACCUAGGGGUUUACAAGGUAGAGAUGGGGAAAAUAAAAGCUUGGAAGUCUGUAAUGUUGAUAGUAUAUGGUUGGAAUAUUCUCAAAAAUUCUCUUCUCUGGCCGACUAAAGAAACAAAAGAAGGCUAGCAGCUACCCUUCCCUUUUUCCGUGGGCGUGUGUGUGUAUGUUUAUAGUGGGUGAUGGCCUGUGGAGGGUGCCCCGUGGUGACACCUCGUGCAAGGCACCAACACAACGCUCAAGGAGCAGUCUAAACUGAUUUUUCGUCUCUCUCUCCUCCAAGGUAUCACUGUAACUGUUGCUGUAGCUGUACAUCUUCUUGAGCGAAUACAGCUGCAGUUAGGUUGAACGACGACGGAUCGAGCCGAUCAGCGCACGUCUCCCAUUUGAAAUUAAGUGCAUAUCCUUUCUUCUAAUCAUCGCCACCUCUUCCAUCCAGUCCUCUUGUAAUAACUGGAAACGAGCGGUACCUCCUGGUACCAAUUCAUCAUGUGUUGCUAUGUAUCUGUCUUCCUGUCAUUAUGUAUGUGCCUGUGAAUUUCUUCGUUGUGACGUUGAAAUGUGGAUGCAUCCACGAGCAAAUUCCUUAAUGUUGCGAUCAGUGUUUUCAGAAGCACUGGAAAAAUUUUUUUAUUUUUGUGCUUUUUUUUUGCGGCAUAUUAUUAGGCUGACUGGUCUUUCGGAAAAUUGGGGGUAGGGAGAUUGACAAGGAAGUAGGUUAAGCAUGGCGCCUUACACCCUCUGUUGGUUGCAUUUGUUUCUUGACUUCUCAUUUAAUCCAGUCCUUCUCGAUUUCUUUGUGCUAUUGGAUUCCUGAUCUAUAAUUUCACAUCUAAGUGUACUAGGUACAUUUCUCGAUUAGGCUUAUCUUUGAAAUUAAGGAUACAAUUACCCAUCCCUCGCUCUCGCUUAUCAUCGCAAUUCUAGAGGGCUCACCAACAAACACUGCUGCGGUAUCUUACCCUCUCGCAUUUUCUAUAUAUAUGUUGUUUGAUGUGAUUAUUCACCUGCUUUUCUUCUGCUAUAAUAAAAUGACCAG
Molecule: messenger RNA, 2469 nt
Organism: Loa loa (African eye worm)
Lineage: Eukaryota; Metazoa; Nematoda; Chromadorea; Rhabditida; Onchocercidae
Product: ribosomal protein S9 containing protein
Exons: 9
Coding region: 18-1238 (406 amino acids)
Biological process (GO): translation
Cellular component (GO): mitochondrial small ribosomal subunit; ribosome
Molecular function (GO): structural constituent of ribosome; RNA binding
Source: RefSeq, a predicted model, not a curated record